Acipenser ruthenus (sterlet) is the source of this 1357-nucleotide messenger RNA. RefSeq names its product dual specificity protein phosphatase 26. Gene Ontology annotation, cellular component: cytoplasm. Gene Ontology annotation, biological process: negative regulation of MAPK cascade; protein dephosphorylation. NCBI's taxonomy places the organism in Eukaryota, Metazoa, Chordata, Actinopteri, Acipenseriformes, Acipenseridae. Gene Ontology annotation, molecular function: MAP kinase phosphatase activity; protein tyrosine/serine/threonine phosphatase activity. The record is from RefSeq and is a predicted model, not a curated record.
ACAUGGCUUCUUGCACUGGUCUACUGGAAUAUUCAUUCUGAGAGCUGUUCUCUUGCUGGAAGUAACGGAGAUAAGAAAGUGAUGGUUGCAUGACUUGGUGCUUCACAUGGCGUUCAUGUCCAGAUUCUCUGGGAGCAGCUCAAGGUCUCCGAACAGAAAGGAUUGUGACCACAACUCGCCAGUCCUGACUGUGUUUGAGCUCGAGAGGUUACUGUACACCGGGAAAACCGCUUGUAACCAUGCCGACGAAGUGUGGCCCAGCUUGUAUAUUGGUGACCAGGAUAUCGCUGCGGACCGUUGUGAGCUAACAAAGCUGAGGAUUACUCUGAACUGUGCCCACAGUAAGUGGAGAGGUGGGGCAGAGUAUUAUGAUGGCAUGAACAUAACCUACCAUGGGAUUGAAGCACACGAUUCACCCACGUUUGACAUGAGUGUCAAUUUCUACCCGGCUUCGGAAUUCAUUCAUAAAGCACUGUCCAGUAGAGGACGUAUUCUGGUUCACUGUGCUGUUGGGGUGAGCAGAUCUGCCACCCUGGUCCUGGCUUACCUUAUGAUCCGCCACACCAUGACGCUGGUGGAGGCCAUCAAGACAGUGAAGGAACACCGCGGCAUCAUCCCCAACCGGGGCUUCCUGCGGCAGCUAUCAGGGCUCGAUGGGGUCCUGAGAGCGAGUCGCAAGACUUGAGGAGCCAGAGUACGAACACACUGCAAAAAACAUUAUCUUGAUAUGCAAAAAAAACACAAUGAUCUUGAAAAAGAAACAUGACUCAUAUUUUAAUUAUGCGCUUCUUAUAGUUUUAAAAGUUCCAAACUGUGAUAAUUGUAAGCAGUUUUUUGAAUGCUGAAACUGUAUCUUUUUCACAGUUGUUAUUUGUUGUGGUAUAUGGUUUUUAAAAGCUGCUAAAAUUCAAAUGUAAUUCAAGGUUAGUUUCUUAUACCUUAUAUAACAUUUUAUUUUUGUGUGGCAGAAUGCUGAUUUGAGUUAAGGCAAUUCAGUUCAUAAAUCAUUAAAAUAAGAUUAUCUUUGAUCAUUUUAAAGACAAAAAUACACUGUACUAAGAGACUCAUGUACCAUUGGACAUGUUGUUUUUGUAACUUUUGUACUCAAAAGGGACUUAUUUUAAAUUGUGUUUCAAUCUGGUGAAGGACAGAUCUCAAAUCAAUAAAGAAGAUAUCAAGAUAAUAUUUUUGUUGUGGGUUCCUGUCAAAGGCAGUAAAACAUGAAAAGGCAUCUCUAGCAAAUGUAGCAAUUGUAGUUCAGCUUUAGGAGCUGAAUAGUAUCCAGUGAUCAUAUUUGUAGUUAGAGAAGUAUAACAGCAUUAUUAUCCCUACAGCUGUGAACAGUUUCAAAGUUUAA